Molecule: messenger RNA, 690 nt
Organism: Diuraphis noxia (Russian wheat aphid)
Lineage: Eukaryota; Metazoa; Arthropoda; Insecta; Hemiptera; Aphididae
Product: gustatory receptor for sugar taste 43a-like
Biological process (GO): chemosensory behavior; male courtship behavior; sensory perception of taste
Cellular component (GO): neuronal cell body; membrane; dendrite
Source: RefSeq, a predicted model, not a curated record
AUGCUACACUACCGUUUUAGAGUCAUUAACAACCAGCUCGAGACAUUUGCAUCCAUAUGGAAUUUCAAACGUGGUGCUUUGGUAGAAAGAAAAUCUUGCCAAUCGUUUUUGAGUGAACUAUCAUAUGGCCACAACAUAUGCGAUUCUAUCGAAAUGUAUAGAUACUGUUAUGGACAAUUUUGCAACAUGGUGUGCCAAUUAAACUCUACGUAUCAGUUACAUCUUUUGGGAUGCAUUUCAGCAUGUUUUUUAAAAAUAUUAUUCAAUCUGUAUUUUUCUAUGUUUGGAUACGUUAUUGGUACUAAUGGUCAGAGAGAACAAGACGAACUAAUACGAGCUAUCUUUUGGAAUGUAUUUUAUGGAAUGAGAUUCUUAACCAUAAUUUAUGUGGCUUAUGCUACGAGCAAACAAGCGGUGAAUGCAAAAACAUUAAUAACUGAUAUAAACAAUAGGUAUUUGGAUACUAGUACACAAGAAGAGCUUCAACUAUUCUACAAUCAAAUAUCUAGUCGUUCUAUUGAAUUCACUGCUUGUGAUUUAUUCACUUUGAAUACCCGUUUAAUCACUUCAGCUAUAGCUGCUGGUGCCACAUAUCUAGUUAUUUUAGUGCAAUUUCACUCUGGAAAAAAUUAAAUUUAUCAACAUAUUACAUACCCACUCAAUUAAGUGUUUGAAAUGUUUCAAUAUACG